GCAGCAGCGACCCCUCUCGCGGCUAUUACAAGCGGCCAGAAGAAACCCCAAAGCAAAUAGCGGAGGGCUUCAAUCGUUACAACAGUUUGAACAAAAAAGCGCUCGAGGCCCUCAUGCGUGGCGUUGAAAAAGGUCCCGAAAGAGACGCGAAAAUCGCAAAAAUGCUCAGGACAAAAAAGGAUUUGACAGAAGACGAAAAAAUAGACUGGAUGUCAAAAGACCAAAAAAAUGCGGCAAAAGCCCAGAAGCCAAAGCGCAAAACAAAAUUCUGGAAGCGUUCUGGUGACAAGAAAUACAAGGCGAGCAGUAGCAGCAGCGACCCCUUUCGCGGCUAUUACGAGCCGCCAGAAAAAACCAAAGAGCAAAUAGCGAAACGUUCAAAUCGUCCCAACAGUUCUCGCAGGAAAGUGAUCGAGGCCCUCAUGGGUGACAAUGAGAGCGGUCCCGAAAGAGACGCGAAACUCGCAGAGAUGGACAGGGAAAGGAAGGAUUUGACAGGAGACGAAAAGAUAGACUGGAUCUCCUUUUACGGUAGAGGUCCACAAGAAACCCAAGAGGAAAAGGUGGCGCGGAGAACGCGAUUGACCAGCUCUGACGAAAGACUGUUGAAGAACGGAGUCUUUGGUACUUCGGAGACAGCCAAUCAGAACGACAACCCUCAAAAGAACUAAGCAAACAACCCCCGCCGGCAAACAAGCUGGGUUUCAAAGUUGAGAAGGUCAAAAAA
Molecule: messenger RNA, 727 nt
Organism: Pyricularia oryzae 70-15
Lineage: Eukaryota; Fungi; Ascomycota; Sordariomycetes; Magnaporthales; Pyriculariaceae
Exons: 2
Coding region: 114-671 (185 amino acids)
Source: RefSeq, a predicted model, not a curated record